AUGUUGUGGUGUUGGACCGUCUCCCUGAUCUUGAGGCCGGCUGUGGCUCAUCCGCAGGCUGCUACAACUACGGGCCCGCCUUGCCGCAAAGACGAGAUUUACACUUCCCUUAUGCGAGAGGAUGAUGGGGAGUUUUGCCAGAGCUUGAUGAAUGACCAUUGCGUGACGGUCAGCACGCCUGAAGCGUACACCAGUCUUGGGGAUGAUGAGAUAUCCUCUUAUCGGCUACUCGAACAUGCCUUCAGACACUCGGAGCUCGGUGCCAGGUUCGACGGUGUCAAGCCAAGCUUCAGAGACCGGUUCGGGGACUACGGGAUCUGCUUCCUCUUCAAGAGGCGAUGA
This is a messenger RNA of Clonostachys byssicola, 342 nucleotides long. Lineage: Eukaryota; Fungi; Ascomycota; Sordariomycetes; Hypocreales; Bionectriaceae. The record is from the annotation of a GenBank genome assembly.